CUUUGUUCUCACCGGCGACUGUGCUUCAAAAUUCCUAAUUUGUGUAAUCGUGAGUUCAAUUCUCAUUCAUUCUGAUUGCUCACAAAUCAUGGGUGGUGUAUUAUCUUCGAUUGUAGGCGGACAGGAGGAUUCCGCCGUGGAAUCGUCUGAACCGUCGCGCGUCACCGCCUUUCACUCGUCGGCGCGCUGGCAGCUCCAUUUCGAUGCCUCCAAGAAAUUAAAUAAACUGAUGGUGGUGGAUUUCACUGCGACAUGGUGCGGGCCGUGCAAGUUCAUGGCGCCGGCCUUCGAUGCGAUGUCCGCCAAAUACACCGACGUCGACUUCGUCAAAAUUGAUGUCGAUGAACUUGCUGACGUGGCAAGGGAGUUCGCAGUGCAGGCGAUGCCAUCGUUCGUGUUGCUAAAGCAGGGGAAAGAGGUUGAUCGGGUCGUCGGGGCAAAGAAGGAUGAGCUUGAGAAUAAAAUUUUGAAGCACAGGGAAGCUCCUAAAUUUGCUGCAUAAACUUUUACUAUUUGAUUUAAAGGAUUUAUCUAUUCAGCUCAUAUGGUAUAUUAUGUGUAAACUGGACGUGAGUGAAUCCACUCGAUUGUGAAGGCAUUUGUGAACAAAGUUGAACAUUAGUGUAUGUCAUUCUCAUUGGGAAUCUGUUCACAUUUGAUUGAAAUUUCAAGUGUCUGGAGAGUGAUUGAAAUCUACUUUAUAUUGAAGUAAUAAACUUUUUUUCUUGUUUUAAGCGGUAA
Salvia hispanica is the source of this 741-nucleotide messenger RNA. The record is from RefSeq and is a predicted model, not a curated record. NCBI's taxonomy places the organism in Eukaryota, Viridiplantae, Streptophyta, Magnoliopsida, Lamiales, Lamiaceae.